AUGGAUAUCAGAGAACCACCAGUCAUCGACUUCGCACCAUUUUAUGGCCCAGAAGGUGCCGCAAAGGAACGAUUAAUAAAUGAGUUGCGCCAAGCCUGCAAGCAGUUUGGCUUCUUCCAACUCAUCAAUCAUACUAUUCCAGCGAGUCUGCAAGAAUCUGUCCUUCAGCAGAGCAAAGAAUUCUUUGAGCUUCCAAUAUCAACAAAAGAAAAAUAUAAAAAAGGUCUUAAUGGCGACAAUCGCGGUUACGAGGGCUUUAGGGCGCAAAACUUCGAGAAGCGAGGCAAAGGUGACCUGAAGGAAGGUUUCUACUUAGGCAAAGACCUUCCACUUGACGAUCCACAGGUUGUUACGAGGAAGUUUGAUAAGGGGCCCAACAAGUACCCUUUGGAAGUUAGCGAGCCAGCUAAAUUCCGAGCUGUUAUGGACGAGUAUCAUGAGGCAAUGACAUCGCUUGCGAUGGGGAUUCUGAGAAUGUUAGCACUUACUCUAGAGCUAGAGGAAAGUGCUUUCGACGCGUUUUGCGAACAUCCGAUCGCUAUUCUUCGGCUGCUGCACUAUCCCCCCCAAGAUCCUGACAGUUCGGAUAUCGAGAGAGGCAUUGGCGCUCAUACCGAUUUCGGUGGUAUCACUAUUCUUCUUCAAGACACAACCGGUGGCUUGCAGGUUUGGAACAAUGUCUCGUCGGAAUGGGUAGAUGUGACACCUGUACCGGGUGCCUAUGUCGUGAACCUAGGCAAUAUGAUGAUGCGAUGGACAAAUGAUCGCUAUCUAUCUAACCUCCAUCGGGUUAUCAACAAGAGCGGCAAGGAGCGCUUUAGCGUUCCAUUCUUCUUGUCUGGUAACCCUGACUACAUAGUCGAGUGUCUCCCGACCUGCAUCGGGGCCGGGCCUAAGUACCCUCCCAUAACUGUGGGUCAGUGGAUGGCUGGGCGAUACGCGGAUACGUAUGGCACAUCGAAUGAAGAGGCAAUUUCUGACAUGCGAGAAGUGCCUUCUUGA
Molecule: messenger RNA, 1002 nt
Organism: Aspergillus oryzae RIB40
Lineage: Eukaryota; Fungi; Ascomycota; Eurotiomycetes; Eurotiales; Aspergillaceae
Product: isopenicillin N synthase family dioxygenase
Exons: 4
Coding region: 1-1002 (333 amino acids)
Molecular function (GO): dioxygenase activity
Source: RefSeq, a predicted model, not a curated record